GCGCUGCCUCAGCCGACGGGAGGUAACCGGGCACAGGUGACGGGGCCUGGGAGCGAUGGAGCAGCCCGGCGCGGCGGCGUCGGGAGCGGGCGGCAGCGGCGGCGAGGAGCCCGGAGGGGGCCGGAGCAACAAGCGGAGCCUGGGCGCCCGGGCCGUCAACGAAGAGGAAACGAAAAACAAACCCAAACUGAACAUUCAAAUUAAAACAUUGGCAGACGAUGUGCGUGACCGAAUUACAAGUUUUAGAAAAUCUACUGUCAAAAAGGAGAAACCUCUUAUUCAGCAUCCUAUUGAUUCUCAAGUUGCGAUGAGUGAGUUUCCAGCAGCUCAGCCAUUAUAUGAUGAAAGGUCUUUAAAUUUGUCUGAAAAGGAAGUACUGGAUCUCUUUGAAAAAAUGAUGGAGGACAUGAACCUUAAUGAAGAACGGAAAGCGCCUCUACGAAACAAAGAUUUUACCACCAAGCGUGAGAUGGUUGGACAGUAUAUUUCUGCUACUUCCAAGUCGAUAGUUGGAAGUAAAGUUAUGGGAGGACUGAAAAACAGCAAGCAUGAAUGUACCCUAUCUUCACAAGAAUAUGUUCAUGAAUUACGUUCUGGUAUUUCAGAUGAGAAACUUCUUAAUUGCCUGGAAUCUCUGAGGGUUUCUUUAACCAGCAAUCCUGUUAGCUGGGUUAACAACUUUGGUCAUGAAGGCCUUGGACUCUUACUGGAUGUACUGGAAAGACUUCUGGAUAAGAAACAGCAAGAAAGUAUUGAUAAGAAGAAUCAGUAUAAGCUUAUUCAGUGCCUCAAAGCAUUUAUGAAUAAUAAGUUUGGUUUGCAAAGGAUUCUAGGAGAUGAAAGAAGUCUUUUGUUAUUGGCACGAGCAAUUGAUCCCAAACAACCCAAUAUGAUGACUGAAAUAGUAAAAAUACUUUCUGCUAUUUGCAUUGUUGGAGAAGAGAAUGUCCUUGAGAAACUGUUAGGGGCUAUAACUACAGCAGCAGAAAGAAAUAAUAGAGAACGAUUUUCAACAAUUGUUGAAGGAUUAGAGAAUCAUGAAGCUUUGCAGUUACAGGUGGCUUGCAUGCAAUUUAUAAAUGCCCUUGUCACAUCUCCUUAUGAACUUGAUUUUCGAAUACAUUUAAGGAAUGAAUUCCUCCGUUCAGGAUUAAAAGUGAUGUUACCAGAUCUAAAAGACAAAGAAAAUGAUGAACUUGAUAUUCAGUUGAAAGUAUUUGACGAGGACAAAGAGGAUGACCUAAAUGAAUUAUCCCACCGUCUCAAUGACAUUCGAGCAGAAAUGGAUGAUAUUAAUGAAGUGUACCACCUUCUGUAUAAUAUGUUGAAGGACACUGCUGCUGAGAAUUACCUAUUAUCUAUUCUACAACAUUUUUUGCUCAUAAGGAAUGAUUAUUACAUUAGGCCACAGUAUUAUAAAGUAAUUGAAGAAUGUGUUUCUCAGAUAGUGCUGCACUGCAGUGGUAUGGAUCCAGAUUUCAAGUAUCGUCAAAGACUAGACAUAGAUUUUACUCAUCUCAUAGAUUCUUUUGUGAACAAGGCAAAAGUUGAAGAAAGUGAACAAAAAGCAAUGGAAUUUUCCAAGAAGUUUGAUGAAGAAUUCACAGCUCGACAGGAAGCUCAAGCAGAACUUCAAAAGAGAGAAGAAAAAAUCAAAGAGCUGGAAACAGAAAUCAACCAACUUCGAACCCAGGGACAUGGCCUUUCAGGUGCAUCAGGAAUUCCGGUCCCUCCUCCACCACCUCCAUUGCCCAGUGGCGGCCCAUCUCCACCACCACCACCACCACCUCCACCUCCACCACCUCUUCCUGGAGGAGCUCCCCCUCCACCUCCACCCCCCUUGCCUGGAAUGAGUAGUAUACCACCACCACCACCAAAUUUGAUUGGGGGUCCUCCUCUACCACCUCCUCUAGGAGGCAUUCCUCCUCCCCCAGGAGCUCCACUUGACCUGCCUUACGGAAUGAAGCAGAAGAAACUAUAUAGACCUGAGGUUUCCAUGAAGAGAAUCAAUUGGUCCAAGAUUGAACCCAAAGAAUUAUCUGAAAACUGUUUCUGGUUAAAAGUUAAGGAGGAGAAGUUUGAAAAUCCAGAUCUUUUUGCAAAAUUGGCACUGAAUUUUGCUACCCAGAUAAAAGCCCAAAAGAAUGCAGACACUCCAGAAGAAAAAAAGCCCAUUUCUACGAAGAAGAAAGUGAAAGAAUUGAGAGUUUUAGAUGCCAAAACUGCCCAGAAUCUGUCUAUCUUCCUUGGAUCAUAUCGUAUGCCAUAUGAAGAUAUUAAAAACAUUAUUCUGGAGGUUAAUGAAACUAUGUUGAGUGAGGCUUUAAUUCAGAACCUUGUGAAACAUCUUCCAGAGCAGAAGGUACUCAAUGAAUUAGCACAGUUGAAAAAUGAGUAUGAUGACCUCUGUGAGCCUGAACAAUUUGGAGUUGUGAUGAGCUCAGUGAAAAUGUUGCAGUCACGUCUCAAUAGCAUUCUUUUCAAGCUCAUGUUUGAAGAACAAGUGAACAACAUCAAGCCAAGCAUCAUAGCAGUAACUCUUGCCUGUGAAGAAUUGAAAAAAAGUGAAAGUUUUAACAGACUUUUAGAGUUAGUUCUUUUGGUUGGAAACUACAUGAACUCUGGCUCAAGAAAUGCUCAGUCUUUGGGUUUUAAGAUCAACUUCCUUUGUAAGAUCAGAGAUACUAAGUCAUCUGAUCAAAAAACAACCCUCUUGCAUUUUAUUGCGGAAAUUUGUGAAGAAAAAUAUCGUGAUAUCCUGAAAUUUCCAGAAGAACUGGAACAUGUAGAAAGUGCAAGUAAAGUUUCAGCUCAAAUUCUAAAGAGUAACCUUGUGGCAAUGGAAAAACAUAUCUCUCAUCUGGAAAGUGACCUCGAGAAGUUCCCAGAGGCAGAAAAUCAACGUGAUAAGUUUGUGGAAAAGAUGACAAGCUUUGCAAAGAGUGCCAGAGACCAGUAUGAAAAGCUGCUCACCAUGCACAACAAUAUGGUCAAGCUCUAUGACAAUCUGGGAGAAUAUUUUAUUUUCGACUCCAAGACCGUAAGCAUCGAAGAGUUUUUUGGUGAUCUCAGCAACUUUAGAACUCUGUUUGUGGAAGCGGUUAAAGAAAACAACAAAAGGAAGGAAAUGGAGGAAAAAAGUAGGAGAGCAAAACUUGCUAAAGAGAAAGCUGAACAAGAAAAAUUGGAACGCCAGAAGAAAAAGAAGCAACUCAUUGAUAUUAAUAAAGGUGAUGAGACUGGUGUGAUGGAUAAUCUUCUAGAAGCCCUGCAGUCAGGUGCAGCAUUCCGAGACCGUAGAAAGCGAAUUGCAAGGAACUCAGAUAACAGACGAGUACCACCAUUAGAAAGGUCUCGCUCUCGUCACAAUGGAGCCGUCUCAUCUAAGUGAUUUCCUGAUGCCAAAGAAUAUGAAAAUAUUUAAGUAAACAAAAUCAUAGUUUAUGAAGAACAAAAUAAGGAAUGAAGAGGAAAUAAGUGCAUUUCUGCAAAUAUCAAGCUAAACUGGAUGAGAGCGUGUGCAUUUCUCCAGUUAUUAUAAGACUCUUCCCACAAUUCUAUGUGAACACAAUUACCAGAAUUAUAAAGUGUGUUUCAUUUUGUGUAAAGAUGUAUACUUUGUUAUUGUGACCUGAUCGUGAUAAGAAAAAAUGUAAGAAAUGGAAGCAUUUAAAGGCUUUCGAAAUUUUUACUGUCAGAAAUUUAUAAUGUUACUUAAAUUUGCAGCUUACCCCUACAAAAUAGAUGGAAAGAAAUCAAUCCAGUAUUUGCUUCUGGUAUCUGUUACAUAAAAAGGAAAAGGUCAAUGAAAAUAUGCAUGUUUGUGCUCUGGAGAAAUGCUAGUAUUGCAUGCUCUGUAAGAGACCCUAUUUUAGAAACUCAAAAAAGUAUUGCUUUACCUCUGUCAAGUUGUUUAAAAUCUUAUUUGAAGUGACAGCUGAUGGAUUCAUCUGCUUUGGCUGAAAUUAAAUUUAUUAAUCUAGAGUUCAGCAUGAUAUUGCAAGCACUUAUUGCUAAAAGUAAAACCAAAGUUUAACAAUCCAGUUAGAAAAAGUGAUUAAAACUUUAUUUUAAAAAGUGUUUUCUAAAUAUGCACUUACAUCUACUUUAUACAAAUACUUUAUAUGGCUAUUUUUGAAAAAACCAUUAUAUUUUAAUGUUUAUGCUUAGGAUAACCCUGAAAAUUUAAUUAUCCUUAUAUUGUUAAAGGUAAAAAUUGAUUCUUAUUCUCUGUGCUUUAUUUCUUCUCUUUCUUGAUUCUUUCUUCCAUGACCCUCUUGAAGGCAGAGAAUAGAAUUCUAUAAAACCUGAGAGAGAAAAUUUUUAUCUCUACAGGCAGCAAUAGAAAAGUGUCUGAAAGGUCAAUUGUUUUAUCUUUAUUUUUACUCUCCUUUCCAAUUUUGCUUUGGCGACCUGAAAAAGAAAAGGAACGACAUGUGUACAAGUAUAGUUCCUGCUACAGUAAUUCCAUGUCCUAGUGACUAAGUGAAUUCCUCAAUCAUCAUUCUAUUUACCUUGUGCUAGCAAAUUAAGAUGAUAUUGCCAAAAUCACUCUAGAAGGAAAGACAUUCUCUUCAUUUUUCUUAAAUAUGUGAGGGGGGAAAAGCUAACCAUAUUUGCCUAUUAUUAAAACAGCAUUGAAAUAAUGUGAUAUAACAUGUUUGGAAUGCAGUUUAAAAAUGAACUUAUACAGAUGACUGUGAUGUUAGCAUUGAAAUAAUGUGAUAUAACAUGUUUGGAAUGAACUUAUAGAGAUGACAAUGAUGUAUAAUACACGUUUAUUAUGUAGAAAAUAGUAUUUCUACUCCCCCACAUAUAUCACAUACACUUAGAAAGAAAGAACAAAUGACUAGGACUUGGUAAAUCACCACAUGGUAUAAUGUAAACAAGUGAACAGUAACUCACAGUUUCCUUUAUAUUUGAUGAUAGAAUGAUUCAAACUGCUGACUUUUCCUCUGGUGCAUUCUUGCUUGUGUUUUAUACUUUUAAAAUCUUUGAAAUAACUAUGAAAGAAAUAAAAAAUAGUUAUAGUAUCUAAAGUUUCACAGUUUUAUUCCAUCUUAAAACACAGAAACAUUUAUGUAAUAUAUCAAUUUCUCACACUUUUUUAAAACAAUAGAAAAGAUUUAGGGUCUAAUAAUUUAUGUAAAAUAUAUAUAUAUUUUGACUUCACAACACCUUUUUAGAAAUCCUCAAGAUCUUCUCUCUUUAAGUGUUUUGAUAGCUUUUCAGGCAUAGUAAAAUAGUAUUUUGAAAUAUUAACCUUGACUAAAGUUUAGGAAAAUUUGCCAUAACAUAAUAUCAAGCUGACCAAGGUAGAAAUAUUAAUGUAUAUCACCUUUUACAGAUAUAAAAUUGCCUUACUUUUUAGUUUUGAGGAAAUAAACUGAAGUACCAUUACUAAGAAAUUAUAUAUUUCUAUUUAGUGUAAUCUCGUUGCUUUUCACAAAUAUAAAACCUCUCAGGAUCUUUCAUGAAGUUCCAAUAAUCAAAGUAUUUUCUUCCCAGAUUUAUAAUGUUCCUGCUUUAGCCAUUUCUAGUUGUGCGUUAAACUGAAGUUUCACCCAAAAUGUAAUAAGUGAAAUUUUUAGAAUAGAACCAAGUUGUAUUAAAAGCUUUUGUUAGGUUUAUUAUUGCCAUAUGUGAGGAGCAUUAAUUAUUCAGUUUUUCUUAGAAUGUUCUUAGGAACAUAAAAUCCCUACAAGUGUUUACUUAUUGUAUUAGUUUAAUUUGGCUGCUAUAACACAUUGCCACGAACUUGGUGGACAUGUCAGGAUUUUAUUUUGUCACAAUUCUAGUGGCCACAUGUCAAAUAUCACAGGCCGUUUUUCCUCCACAGACUAGAGGAGAAUCUUCCUGUCCUCUUUUAACUACUAGUGGCUAUUGACAUCCACUAGGUUAUGCCAAUACAUCCUUCUGUAUCUUCACAACGCUUUCUCUUCUGUGUUUGGAAUUUCUUUCUGCCUUUCUCUUUUAAGGGAAUUUAUAUUGGCUCUUGGGCUGCAGUGAUAGCACACCGGGUAGGGCGUUUUCCUUACAAGCGGCCAACGUGGCCAAUCUGAGUUCAAUUCCUUCGUCCCUCUCGGAGAGCCCAGCAAGCUACUGAGAGUAUCUUGCCCACACGGCAAAGCGUGGCAAGCUCCCCGUGACAUAUUUGAUAUGCCAAACACGGUAACAAUUAUCACAAUGGAGACGUUACUGGGCCCGCUUGAGCAAAUCGAUGAACAAUGGGAGGACAGUGACAUAUAUUGGCUCUUAAGGCCCCCAGAUAAUCUAGAAUAAUUUUAUCUCAAAAUCCUCAACUCUAUGGUGUUUUGUUUCGUUUUGUUUUUUGUUUGUUUGUUUGGGAAUCACCCCAGUGAUGCUCAGGGGUUAAUCCUGACUCUGCACUCAGGAAUCGCUCCUUGUGGUGUUUAGGGGGCCAAAUGGGAUGCAGGAGAUCCAAUCUGGGCCAGCAGCAUGCAAGGCAAGUGCCCGACCCUCUGUACUAUUGCUCUGGCACCAAGAGUCUUUUUUUUUCUUUUUGGGUCACACCCAGCGAUGCACAGGGGUUACUCCUGGCUCUGCACUCAGUAAUAACUCCUGGCAGUACUUAGCAGACCAUGUGGGAUGCUGGGAAUCAAACCCAGGUUGGCGGCGUGCAAGGCAAACGCCCUACCCACUGUGCUAUUGCUCUAGCCCC
Sorex fumeus (smoky shrew) is the source of this 6682-nucleotide messenger RNA. RefSeq names its product diaphanous related formin 2 (gene DIAPH2). Gene Ontology annotation, biological process: actin cytoskeleton organization; actin filament polymerization. Gene Ontology annotation, cellular component: actin filament; cytoplasm. The record is from RefSeq and is a predicted model, not a curated record. The transcript is spliced from 28 exons. Lineage: Eukaryota; Metazoa; Chordata; Mammalia; Eulipotyphla; Soricidae. Bases 56 to 3391 code for a protein of 1111 amino acids. Gene Ontology annotation, molecular function: small GTPase binding; actin binding; microtubule binding.